CGUAACGUACUUGUCAAAAAGCACUUUCGCAUCUUUUCCUCCUUCGCGCAGUUCGGAAAUCGGUGGUGCAUAUUUUUCUUUGAUAGUGGCCGAAGUCGUGGAUAGUAGUUUUCAUCAAAAUCAUUCGCCACGUUAACUAAUAAACGGACCAUUAAACCGUCUAUUAUAUUUGGAUGAUGUCUUAUCCACCACAAUAUUAUGGAAUGCCAAAUGGUUUCCCACAUUCUUCCAAUGGCCAGAAUCAGCAACACCAGUUUCCCCAACAACAACAACAACAGCAGCCGCAGCAACAGCUACAACAACAGAAAAGUCCCGAUCAACAAUACUAUACCAACCGACCGGGAGGAGAUCCAGCUAAUCCAACCAAAGGACCUAUGCUACCUAACGGACCGCCACCUCCGAUAGCUAAUAGUCAACCAACCCCAACAAUGAACGCUGUCAAUGCUGCAGGAGGGCCACCAAAAGCUGGCCAACAAUUACCGGCGCAAGGAACAAACAAUAGCUGGGUUCAAAAUUGGGCAGCCACCAAUGGGAACAGUACCACGUCGUCACGUACAUCUUCACCGGCAUUGGGAAGCACCCAAACCACUAUCCCUACCAUGCCACCUAUGUCUGGUGCUUCCAAGCCGGCAUCGGCACUGGUCGAAGCAACAGCCCGUGGAUAUGCAACCAAUGGUCCCAAUAACAACAAUCUUCCGGCAAUGGCAUCUAGUCAAAGUCAACCACCACCACCACAACCGACCGUGUCUCAGUCGCUGCAAAGUGGACCGACGGCAGCUGGUCUCAACGUUAGUCCGAACAAUAAUUGGACCAGUGGGAAGCUGAACGCAGGUGGAAUCAAUCUCGUUAACACACCACCGAAAAGUGCAUCGGGAAUGUCGACACCACUGAACGCCUCGACACCAACGCUUACCGGCCAGACGGUACUGAGCGGACAGCAACAAACAAUGCAAAAGUUAACGGCAAGCGUGCAAGAUCUUAGUCUUCAGCGGCCUCCAGCGAUGCCAGGUAAUGUUUUGCAAGCAGGUGGAACUGGUACGCUUCAACAGAAUCAGCAGCAAUCGGCGCAAAUGUCAACACCUAUGACUAAUGGAAACAGUGGACAGACAGGGGCAAAUGGUAACUUGAAUAGUAUGCCAGGUGCGCCGAAUCUUUCCUCACAAACUGGAAUGAAUCACAGGCCAUAUGGCCAUUUGCCACCUCCCUUGAAUAUGCAAUAUCAACAACCACAGCAACAACAACCACAACAACAACAGCCGCAACAACAUCCUGCUCCCCCAUCGAUGCUCCAAGGAACUCCAAUUACGAAUGGUCCGGGCAGUGUUAACCAUCCUGGUUUCGUCACAUCACAACAACUUCCUGCGGGAAAUAUGAAUACUCCACCCACGGCAAUGAUGAGUGGAAAUGCGUCAACGACACCUAGUAUAGGACAACCGCAAAACAAAAGGCCAUUGUAUCCCCCUACAUCGAAUAUGACUCCGCUAGUGAACAGUGGACAAGUACUGCCGCCGCAGAACACUUACGGCAGUGGUGUAGCGCAACAACCGAUGGUUCCGAUGCAAUCGCAACAGCCGCAACAACAGCUCCAGUAUCAGCAGCAACAACAGCUCCAGUAUCAGCAGCAGCAGCAACAACAACUACACCAGGCACAAAUGCAUCCACAGCAACAACAUCAGCCUCGCCCAACAUACGAGCAGAACAAGCAUCAACAACCGGCUUACGACGAUAGUGGAUACCCGAGGGAUUACUCGCGAAACGUUGUGCGCAGCGGGUUCAACAGUUUGUGGGGUACCAACGCGAUUGAUCUACUGCAGAAUCGCAACAUUUUACCCGUCGAUCGCGUUACUCCACCGGCCAUACAUUUGGUAAAUCCACUGCAAAGCUCGGUCAACUGCAAUCCGGACAUAUUCCGUUGCACGCUCAACAAGAUACCGGAAUCACUGGGAUUGUUGCAAAAAUCACGUUUACCACUGGGUUUACUGAUUCAUCCUUUCCGAGAUUUAAAUAACCUGCCUGUCAUAUCCUGCAAUUCUAUUGUGCGCUGCAAAACUUGUCGAACGUACAUCAAUCCGUUCGUGUUCUUUACCGAUAGCAAAAAGUGGCAAUGUAAUCUAUGUUAUCGCACUAACGAUCUGCCCGAAGAGUUCCAGUACGAUCCGGUCACCAAGACCUAUGGAGAUCCGACCAGAAGGCCUGAGAUCAAAUCUAGCACGAUCGAAUUUAUCGCUCCAUCAGAAUAUAUGUUGCGUCCACCACAACCGGCAAUCUAUCUGUUUCUUCUGGAUGUAUCAUCGCUAGCUCAACAGUCGGGCUAUCUGUAUACGGUUUGCAACACCCUAAUGGAACAUCUGGACAAUCUUCCCGGAGAUGCACGUACACAGGUCGGUUUCAUUGCAUUCAAUAGUGCUAUCCACUUCUACAACAUUUCCGAAGAUUACAAUCAACCACACGAAGUAACGGUUUUGGACGUUGAAGACGUUUUUCUUCCGUCUCCGGACAAUCUGCUAGUGAACUUGAAGGAGUGCAAGGAAAUGAUUAUGCAGCUGUUGAAACAAUUACCGAAGCGGUUCGAACACACACACGACACUCAUAGUGCUUUGGGAGCUGCGUUACAAGUUGCUUAUAAGAUGUUGAGUGCCUCCGGAGGACGUGUUACAGUGUUCCAAACGUGUUUACCAAACCAUGGUCCGGGAGCUUUGCAAUCAAGGGAAAAUCCAAACAAUCGUUCGUCGAAGGAAGUAGCACAUUUAGGUCCGGCUACCGAUUUCUACAAACGUCUCGCUUUGGAGUGCUCCGGUCAGCAGAUUGCUGUGGAUUUAUUUUUACUAAAUAGUCAAUACUGUGAUUUAGCCACUAUUUCUGGCAUUAGUAAAUUUAGUGGUGGAUGCAUGCAUCAUAUUCCGCUGUACAGCGAAACCAAGCCGCAGCUAGUGAAAACGCUUCGCAAAUCUUUGGAGCGAUAUUUAACGCGAAAGAUCGGGUUUGAGGCAGUUAUGCGUGUUCGUUGCACGCGCGGGUUGACAAUACACACAUUCCACGGUAACUUCUUUGUCCGCUCGACCGAUUUACUAUCCUUGCCGAAUGUUAAUCCCGACGCCGGAUUUGGAAUGCAGAUAACGUAUGAAGAAAGCUUGACCAAAAUAAAGACGGUUUGCUUCCAAGCGGCUCUGCUGUACACCAGCAGCAAGGCGGAGCGGCGCAUUCGAGUCCACACGCUUUGCAUACCGGUGACGGAAAGCCUAUCGGAGGUGAUGUACUCGGCCGAUCCACAGUGCAUAGUCGGGCUACUCUCAAAGAUGGCGGUCGAUCGUUCGGUAACCUCAAGCCUGUCAGAUGCCAGAGAUGCCUUUAUUAAUGCGACCGUCGAUAUAAUAAGCGCGUUUAGGUUGGUCCAAAAUCUGGCACAAACGUCCAGCAAGUUGAUGGUUCCAGAAAAUCUGCGACUGUUGCCUUUGUACAUUUUGGCAAUGCUGAAACAUCCCGCUUUUCGAACUGGAACCAGCACCCGGUUAGAUGAUCGUGUGUUUGCUAUGAGUGAAAUGAAAUCGCUUCCAUUGGAUCAGCUCAUGCGUUACAUAUAUCCAGAUUUCUAUCUAUUAGAUUGCUUGUUUGUGUCCGGGAACAACGGUUAUGUAGACGAUGGGCACAAAAUGGAGCCCAUGCGGUUACAGCUGUCAGCAGAGAAGUUAGACUCUCGAUCGAUGUUUUUGCUCGAUUGCGGCCCUUACAUGUAUAUUUAUAUUGGUUCUAAUGUGGCAUCUAGCAUCAUACAGGAUAUCUUAGGAUACAAUUCAGUUGCAGAAAUACCUGAUUUUUGCAUCGAUCUACCCAGUCGGGAGACGAAAGCAAGUCAAGCGUUGUUGAAUUUCCUGGAUAUUGUUAAUGAUGAGAAACCGUACACCUCUUAUGUGCAAGUAAUACGUGAUACUAGCCAAUUUAGAUCGGUGAUGAUUGAAAAGUUCGUAGAUGAUCGCAAUCCAAAUUCGCUGUCGUAUUAUGAGUUCUUGCAGCAUUUAAGUACACAGGUAAAGUAAAAUCA
This is a messenger RNA of Anopheles maculipalpis, 4039 nucleotides long. RefSeq names its product protein transport protein Sec24A (gene Sec24AB). The record is from RefSeq and is a predicted model, not a curated record. Gene Ontology annotation, cellular component: endoplasmic reticulum exit site; COPII vesicle coat. The transcript has 15 exons. Lineage: Eukaryota; Metazoa; Arthropoda; Insecta; Diptera; Culicidae. Bases 174 to 4034 code for a protein of 1286 amino acids. Gene Ontology annotation, biological process: endoplasmic reticulum to Golgi vesicle-mediated transport; COPII-coated vesicle cargo loading; intracellular protein transport. Gene Ontology annotation, molecular function: zinc ion binding; SNARE binding.